AUGGUUCCCGGGAGACUAAUGACACCUUCAGCAAAUCCAUUAUCUAAGGAAAAAAAAUUGGGAAAAAGUGAAGGACUCAUAAAUUUGGUACUAUUAUCUAAAGAGAUAGAAUACCUUGUGGGCGGCGUGUCGUCAACGUUGAUUUUCAGCCGACGACAUUCAACCUCAGAUGACCUAAUCGGGUUGAGCAGCAGGUUCUUACAGUCCUCUGACGAGAAAAAGCCAUUGUCCAAAUUGAUUAAGCCGUUGGGCCUCAUCACCAUAGUGUUUGUUCAAGACUCGGACGAUAGUCCCCAAUGGCAAAGUCAGGAAGCUCAACAAAACAUCUACGAAAUCGCUAUCUGCCUCCACAUAAAGAACUUUAGUCUUUUGCUUGUUUAUAAUGGCUUUCAAGGAGUGAUGAGGCCAUCGGUUAAGGCGCAAGACGAAGUCAGAGACGCUUUCAGUAUGCUCAGAGCCUGCACCAGAAAGCAAAACGAAUUGAUUAUCAGGAUAAAAGGCCAAAAAAGCAUAUUCAUAGUCAAAUGUUGGUUAUUUUCCCAAACCUCUUCUAGGCCAACAACCAGCUCGAGUUCUUCGACAUUAGAUAAUGGGAUUUUGAGGUUAUUGAGAACAGAAAGUCCAGUGGCUGAAGACAAUGGCGUCACAGUUAAAUCAUCGGUCACCAUAUAUAUAAUUAACUGGUGGGACAUCUAUUGUGCACUUCAUCGCAAGAUGUACCUUGUGGGCGGCGUGUCGUCAAUGUUGAUUUUCAGCCGACGACAUUCGACCUCGGACGACCUUAUCGGGUUGAGGAGCAGGUUCUUACAGUCCUCUGACGAGAAAAAGCCAUUGUCCAAAUUGCGUAAGCCAUUGGGCAUCAUCACCAUAGUGUUUUUUCAAGACUCGAACAAUAGUACCCAAUGGCAACGUCAGGAAGCUCAACAAAACAUCUGCGAAAUCGCUAUCGGCCUCCACAUAAAGAACCUUAGUCUUUUGCUUGUUUAUUAUGGCUUUCAGGGAACCUCUAGACAUUGGCCUCAGUGUUCUUGUUUCACAAACUUUCUUAAUGAUGGUCCGAAAAGGCCAUUGGUCAGCGCCGAAUUAGAGGCAAGAGAUGCCUUCAAAAUGCUCAGAGCCUACAUUACCUCUUCCAAUCCAAUGUUAAGCUCCAAUUCUUCCACAUCAGACAACGGAAUUCCCAGCCGGUCCAAAAUAGAAAGGCUUGAGGUCACACACAAUGGAGUAACGUUGAAGGAGACAAAUAAUCAAUAUUCCCAGGAAAUCCAGUGUUUCCAACAAAAUGAAGUUCAGGAAAUCCUACUUCGAAUCAAGACUCGCCUCAUUAUAUCCGAACGUCACACUCCUCAUCUCGGCCCCUUUGGUGUCCGUAAUACCAAGUUCCACAAGAAUUCUCAAGACGGACCCCACCACAUAAGGCGCCACACGCAUUUCAUCACUGAUUAUAAAGGAAGCAUCUUUCAUAAUGGGAUUUUGAGGCUGUUAAGAAUUGAAAAGCCCGAGAAGGAAGACAAGGGAGUCACAGUUAAAUCGUCAGUCACCAUAUACAUAUUGCUUGAUCAGAUCAACUGGCAGGAAACCUAUCUCGCACUUCAUCGCAACAUGGUUCAUCGGUCACUCACCUCAUUGAAUCCGAAAGUUACACUCCUUUCCUCGAUCCCGACUGUAUCCAUAAUGCCUAAGUUGCGGAGAAUUUGCAUAGCGGAACUCAUCACGUUAGGCAAUACUUGA
Molecule: messenger RNA, 1731 nt
Organism: Striga asiatica
Lineage: Eukaryota; Viridiplantae; Streptophyta; Magnoliopsida; Lamiales; Orobanchaceae
Source: the annotation of a GenBank genome assembly